CAGACCAUUUGCGCACGUCCUAUGAUACAAGCCCACGCUGUUUCAUUGAGCACUUCACAUAGCUCUCUUGAUGAACGAAAGAUUUCGAAAAACCAAUGCGCGGUGUGUGGAAUCGGGUUUAUAGAGUUUAUAGAGCUGGGAAUAAUCGAGGCGAUUAGUGUGUUCUUAACACUUGAUUUGCAAAAGAGAAAGGGGUUCGGUUAAAACAAACGGGAGUGAAUUGGAACAGAGCUGAAACUCCAUCGAUCUCGCAUCGAGGCGAGCCAGAGAGUCAACCCAGGGUGGACACACAGUGGCUUUCGUUGGAUUGCAAGAUUUCAGUGGAGGGAGGUGUUGCCGUACCUCGGGAGACCAAAGAGUGAAAAGGUGGCCUGGGAGUAGGAGAGGGGGCAGAAGAACUCGGCCGACCAAAGAAACGACCGGCACCCGCGACCGAGUUUGAGGGGUCUUCUCUUCCCGUCGAGCCGCCAUGUCGCUGACCUCGUUUCACAUCAUGCAGACGCUGAAGAACUCGCCGGCGGCCAUCCGGCGCAAGUUCCGGCGCGAUCGCAUCGAGAGCCUCUCGCACGGCGACCCCAUCUUCAAGGCCCACUACCUGGGCACCAGGAAGAUCUUCUCGCUGGACCUGGAGCAGGCCGAGGACGCCAUCGAGCGGCUGCUGGGCGACGCGCCCGCUGCGGGCAAGCUGGGCAAGGACCACGCCCUGGUGGUGCGCCCGCGCUACGUGGAGGUCAAGGAGCUCAGCACGGGCCGGCAGCUGACCAAGACCUACCUGCAGGACAUCGCCUACUGCGCCUCGCACACCAGCCGGCCCAACGUCUUCCUCUACAUCUGCCGGCAGCCCGGGCAGCAGCUGCAGUGCCGCGUCUUCUGGUGCAGCCGGGCCGAGCGGGCCAAGGACAUGACCGCCUGCCUGGCGCGCUCCUUCCAGCGGGCGCUCAACGACUGGCAGGACGGGGGCAGCGCCACGCUCCCGCAGCCCGAGGCGCGCGAGAAAGACGACGACGACGCGUCGGCGUCGCCCAAUUCGACCAGAGGCUCGACGCUACCAGCCAGUCUUGGGAAAGUGCGCUGGAGGAGGAGAGGAUCCGUGUCCCGCAGCCCCCACAGGGCCAUCACCCGCAGAGGCUCCGCCAGCGACAGCUGGCACUGAGACGCCCGGAAGUUCCCGGGGGCAAACUUCCAUGACAGACUGCCGACUGGCUCGUUUUUCUUUUUUUUCCCCCUCUCCUCCUUUGGAGGUGGCAGUGUUUUAGAGGGAGGUUAGGGGUGGGAGGCCACACAGCUGGUCCUGAAAGGACUUUCACUUCCUCCCCCCUUACAUGGUCUUCAAAAGACUGGCUAUCGGUAUUUCCGGGUACACGCCGUUUCAUCUGCAUUGACAGUUGGGGGAAAGCACAAAGGCCCUCAUGGCGUCAGUCGGGGAGCUUUGGUUUGAUUCCCUUUCAACGGGGAACAGAGGCCCGAAUCAGCCAGUUUCCGUGGCAACUGUAGAGGACUUUUUAUCAUUUCUUUUUUUUUUUUUUCCGAGAGUCAGGAGUGAUGUCAGAUUCAUCUCAAGGACUGUGCAGGCAUCCGCACACAACUGAACUGGACAAAGGAUAACGCUUGAUGUCAACAACCUCUCCUCAGACUGCUCUACUGAACUGACAAAUCUACGCACAGAGUAUUCCCAUGAACAAUACUGCUGUUGAUGUUAAUGCUAUUUAUUUAUAUAAAUCGUUUUUAUUUAAAAGGUGUGCACCUAGGAUUAUUGGCUUUCUCUUGAAUUCGAUGGGGAUUGAGUUGACUAGAGGGUGAGGGUUUGCGUUUGGGUUUGGGUUUGCGUUUGAGUUUUUUCACGCUGGGAUUUGGGUUAGAACAAGGAAGUGCUGCAGACACUGAUGUCAGAUGUUAAGUUAAGCUUCCAACCACAGUUUGUGUUGUUUUCCUUGUAGCAGUUUGGCAGUUGGGACAUGAGGUCACCAUAGAACAAUCAUUGGGCACUUUUCCAACACUUGGUGCAUGUCUCACGUAUACAAAAAUUCAGACACACAAACAAACAAACAUGCACUCAUUCGUUAUCACACACUUUAGCAGAUCUGCAGAUUAUGACAAUAGUCAUAGUCUUAACUUCAGCAUGUUGCCUUCAUAUGAAACAGAUUGUAAUAGUUUGGUGAAUGCUUUAUACUUUAUACAUCUGUUUGUGUUUUAGUCGCUUCCUUGCCAUGAAGAUUGAAGGAUUUAGUUGAGCCCAGGCCAGAACACAGUGUCUGAGCAAAUAUCAGAAGUGGCCCGUCCUGUCUCUCUCUCUCUCUCGCUCUCUCUCCCAUACCCUGUUGGAACCCAACUCUCUCCGCGUUGACCAAUUUUAAGUUAUUUGCAUUUGGGGAGGCGUUAGGCAGGCAGAAUGCCAGAUCAUGAUAUUCCCAUGGGGCUGGGAGUAAUUUAUGCCUGUGCGUGUGUGUGUCUGCUCUCCUGGGGAACAAGGUGUUCUCACUGCAGCCUGGCAGGGGUACACUCACCGUGCACCUGCAUUUUAAUGCACCUACUCUAGUUCAACUUCCAACCACCCACCCCAUUCCCGUCGUGCAUUGCGAUUCUGCACAACGUCCCUGGAACAUCAGCCCGUCCCAAAUUGUUGGCGACUCUCUCACACAUGCUGUGUGGGCUGCUACCGUAAUCCUGGUGCCAGCGACACCUGGUAAUGAGGGGAAGCAUGACGCAGUCGCGCGGAGACGGGAACAGUGGCGGGAGCCCUCUCGCACGCUAGCUCUGGCAUUUUGGAUUCUCGCCCCCGGGCACUUGCGCGGACUCGGAUGGAUAAGUUGGGGAGGAGAGCGGGCAACGCGCCCAGCUGUUCCAGUCGAGAUUUAUGUCUGUGAUCCAUAAAAGUCCCCCCCACCCCCACCCCACCCCACCACCUUCAGAGUUCCUGAAGCAACGUGGCAUUGUUACAUAAGCUGACAGAGAGGAUGAUUGCAUGGCUUAAGCUACCUAAAGGUGCCUCAUUUUUGUUCGUUUUUUUGUGUUAUUUUAUGUUAUUUUAUUUUUUUGCUUUUGACUGACACGUGGAGUCGACAAAGUUUCAUUUUAACUGACGUUACAAAGGCACGGUGCCUAUUCAGAGUGAAAAGGAAGUGCCUGCUUUUAGAUGUUUUUAAAGUGUCUCCAUGUCCAUGUUCUGUAUGUUGUUUUAUACUGUGUUGUUUGUGUACAAAUUUAAAUAUAUAUGUAUUUUAUGGAUUAAAGCUUUUAUAAUGAAA
Molecule: messenger RNA, 3245 nt
Organism: Sardina pilchardus (European sardine)
Lineage: Eukaryota; Metazoa; Chordata; Actinopteri; Clupeiformes; Clupeidae
Exons: 3
Coding region: 470-1153 (227 amino acids)
Source: RefSeq, a predicted model, not a curated record